AAAACCUAAACCAAAGGAAACAAGGCAACCAAAGCAGAGCUAAGAACUGCCCUGUUGGAACGGCUUGAUGGUAUUGGGCAUAAAACCCUAGCAACAGAUAAGAAUGUAUAGCUAGAAAAUCUGUUGGACUUAAGACUUAGGCCCAAAAUCAUACUUUGACCUUUUCAAACUAAUUGAAUGAUUGUAAUACCCUUAGCUUUGAAAAUUAUUCUCUUCACCCUGCUAGAGUUUUCGCCGCCAAGCUCGUUCAGAACCACUGUUAAACCUAGUAUUACUAGUACUACUCUCUCUUAAUCUUCGCUUUAUUUCUGUCUUCGCUAAUGGUUAGUCAAUAUGCCAAACGCUUCUUACGCAGUCUUUACUAUAACAACAUUUUGAUUAAAAGACAAAAACUCUAUGCUAGGUUUGUGUACGGUAUUCUUAACCGUUGCCAGGCACAAUGGUCAAAAGCAGACGGAAGAAAAGAACUAAAUAAAAAGAAAGAUGCAAAAGAUGUGACUCAAGUUCCCUCAAAGCCUGAAAUUGAUAAGAAGGCUGGUUAUGAUACCAGCUUAUCCAAAUAUACUUCUGGUGGUGAAGAUUAUGUGGGUGCUACCAAGUGGAAAUUCGAGCUUGCUUGGCUCACAAAGGUUCUUGACCCAGCUCUGCAAUUGUGUAGGCGGGGUCUACCAAUAGGAAAUGAAUUAGGGGAUAAACCCCCGCCCAGCACUCGAUCAAUCUCAGAAAUCAUAUCAAUCAUUCAUCGGAGUAAGAUUGGAAUAGAAGAUUGGAGCUUGACAGAUCUUACCAUAGGCCUAUAUCUUAUUUACCUUCGUCAGGCGUCUUUGAAUCCAUUUGAGGAUGUUAAGGGUGUGAAGAUCACAUCAGAUUCAAUUGUCAAAGAUCUGAUAUACCAUAUGGAAUUAGCGACUGGGUGCUAUAAGGAUAAUGCUUCCGUCCUUGCGAGGACCAGCAUGCUUAGAGAAAGCAAUGUUUUGAAAUUUGUAAAGAACUCCAGUGUGAUGAGGCCUGGAUAUUAUAUAGGAGUUGAUCCUAGAAAGAAACUUGUAAUAGUUGGAAUCCGCGGAACUCAUACUGUCUAUGACCUUAUUACUGAUAUUGUUUUGUCAAGUGAUGGAGAGGUCACAUUUGAAGGCUAUUCAACUCACUUCGGGACAGCUGAAGCUGCUCGUUGGUUUCUUCACCAUGAAAUAGGAACGAUAAGAAAGUGCAUGGAGAAAUAUGAGGGGUUUAGGUUAAGGCUGGUGGGACAUUCUCUUGGAGCUGCAACAGCUUCUUUACUGGCAAUAAUGCUUCGUAAAAAGUCAAAAAUGGAGCUGGGUUUUAGCCCCGACAUUGUCUCUGCUGUUGGAUAUGCAACUUCUCCUUGUGUUUCCAAAGACCUUGCUGAAAGUUGCUCUGAUUUCGUUACAACCAUUGUAAUGCAGGAUGACAUUGUACCUAGACUAAGUGCAGCAUCUAUAGCAAGGCUGAGGAAUGAAAUUCUUCAAACAGACUGGAUGAGCGUAGUGGAGAAGGCAGACUGGAAAAGUAUAGUAGAUUUGGUCACAAAUGCCAAACUGGUUGUUUCUUCUGUACAAGAUGUUGCUAGGAAACUUGCUGAUUAUGCAAAGUUCAAAAGCAAAAGAGAAUCUUCUGACGGUCCCUUUAGAAAGGAAUCGACGUCAGUCCCUUCGGCCUCUAAAUCAGAAACAAAAAAUGUUGCAGUACUUCAGAAAGAGGAAGGUGCCUAUACAAUGUCAGAGGAGUUAUUUAUUCCCGGGACUGUUUACUAUUUGAAGAGGAAUGUAGAAAAUCAUGCUGGAAGCAGCGAUGACAGGCACAGGGAAUGUUUCAGUCUUUGGAGGAGACAUCCAGGUGAACAUUUCCAGAAGAUAGUGCUCUCAAGCAACUUAAUAUCAAACCACAGAUGCGUUAGCCACUAUUAUGCUUUACGAGAUGUACUAAAAGGUUUGCCGAUGUCCCAUGAUGAAGGCAUUUUCAGGUAGGAACAGGCUAAAAGCUCGAACAUCACAUCUUAUACACUGUAAAUUAUCAAAUAAUUAUAUAUUCAGAUCGGUAUGAUCAUAUUGAGGCAGUUUUUAAGCAUUUUUUGCAGAAGAAGGUAUAGUCCAGAAGAAAUUAAACAGUUUCUAAUGUGUUUACAUUCCUAGAUUUCUUACAACUGAAAUCAUUAAUCGUUGUCUAGUUGAUCUUGAAUAAGGAAGUUGCAAACUUGCAAUGUCUGCUUGAAAGCCAGUUUAUAAUAUCAAGCCAACUUCAUUUUGUAUGCUGUGAAAGGCAUUGAGUCUACUGACAAACCCAUCUUACAUUGCCAAUAUUUGUUCUUGGGAACUGCCUCCUAAGGUCUAACCCGUACUCUGUAGUCUAUCGCCUGCUUUAGCAUAAAGCCCUCCCCUUUUCAACUGCAAUCAAGUGCAGAAAUUCUUCCAGAAAUAUCCUAGUGAAUUGUGCUUUUAUAGCCUACAAAAAUUCUUGUAAGGAA
Molecule: messenger RNA, 2485 nt
Organism: Durio zibethinus
Lineage: Eukaryota; Viridiplantae; Streptophyta; Magnoliopsida; Malvales; Malvaceae
Biological process (GO): lipid metabolic process
Source: RefSeq, a predicted model, not a curated record